AUGGUUGCAGCCCGCAAAGAUGAGCGUAUCCCGAUUGCGAUCGUCGGGAUGGGAUGUCGCUUCCCAGGUGAUGCUACAUCACCAUCCAAGUUCUGGGACCUCCUGAAGAAUGGAAGAGAUGCUUACUCCCCGAAUACGGAUCGGUGGAACUCAGACGCCUUCCAUCAUCCCAACAGCAAGGAUCGCGUAAACACCUUGGCCACAAAAGGAGGCCACUUCCUAAAGGAGGAUCCCUACCUAUGGGACGCAUCUUUCUUCAACAUUACGGCAGCAGAAGCCAUGGCUCUGGACCCGAAGCAGCGCAUCAUGAUGGAAGUCGCAUACGAGGCACUCGAGAAUGCCGGCAUGCCUCUACCCAAGGUUGCCGGCUCGCAGACUGCGUGUUACAUCGGCUCCUCGACAAGCGACUACAGAGAUAUGGUUACCAGAGACUUUGCAAACUGGCCCAAGUACUACAUCCUCGGCAACUGUGAAGAGAUGGUAUCGAAUCGCAUCUCGCACUUUCUCGACAUCCAUGGCCCCAGCGCCACCAUCCAGACGGCGUGUUCCUCAAGUCUGGUGGCUACGCACCUGGCAUGCCAGAGUCUCCACUCCGGAGAGUCAGAGAUGGCAAUCGCGGGUGGUGUCGGCCUGACGCUCACACCAGAUGGCAACAUUCAGCUGGCCAACUUGACGUUCCUCAAUCCCGAGGGUCACUCGAGGUCGUUUGAUGCGGAUGCUGGUGGCUAUGGUCGCGGUGAAGGUGCUGGCGCCCUCAUCCUCAAGCGGCUGGACAGGGCGCUCGCUGAUGGUGAUCCCAUCCGUGCCGUCAUCCGGGCCACGGGCGCCAACUCGGAUGGCUGGACGCAAGGUGUGACGCUGCCUUCGGGCGAGGCGCAGGCAGCGCUCAUCAAAUAUGUCUACGAAUCUAAUGGACUGGACUACUCUGCCACCCAGUAUGUCGAAGCUCACGUAAGUUACGACCAGGGCACAGGUACUAAGGCCGGAGAUCCCCUGGAAGCCGGAGCGAUAUCUAGGACCAUUGGCUCAGGUGCGACUAAGUCACGGAAGCUAUGGAUGGGAAGUCUGAAACCAAAUAUCGGUCACUUGGAAGCUGCCGCAGGUGUAGCGGGAAUCAUUAAGGGCGUCCUGGCUAUGGAGAACGGCAUGAUUCCCCCGAACAUCUACUUCAACAAGCCAAACCCCGCCAUCCCCUUCGACGAAUGGAACAUGGCUGUUCCGACAAAGCUGACACCUUGGCCCGUCUGCAAGACCAAGCGGAUGAGUGUCAGCGGCUUUGGCAUGGGCGGCACAAACGGGCACGUCGUUUUGGAGUCUUUCAACUCGGAUCAGUGGAAGUCAUUGUUGCCCGCCAACGGGGUCGCCCAAGAGACUCCAAACAACAAGAAGAGACUCUUCGUCUUUAGCAGUCACGAUCAAGCUGGUUUCAAACGCAUAGGCGACAAGUUGGUCGAUCACAUGGACACUCUUGGUCCCGCUGCUUCGAGUCCAGAGUACUUCGCGAAGCUGGCUCACACUCUAUCUGUUGCGAGAUCGGGCUUGACAUGGAGAUGGAGUUGUUCGGCUGAAAGCGCCGCUGAGCUCCGACACAAGCUUUUGACUACUGCUGGCGACAAGACUACGAGGACUCCGGAUAGCAAGCCGAGAAUCGGAUUCGUUUUCACUGGCCAAGGAGCGCAAUGGGCCGGCAUGGGCGUCGAGAUGCUCAAGUCCCACCCGGUCUUUAGAGAAUCCGUCGCGCGAUCUGCGGCCCUUCUCAAGUCCAUGGGCUGCGACUGGGACCCCGUCGAGGAGCUGUCGAGGUCGAAGCAAGAAUCACGUCUCAAGGCGCCCAUGAUCAGCCAGCCUAUCUGCACCGUUUUGCAAAUUGCCCUGGUUGACGAGCUGCGCUCUUGGGCCGUGACACCUAAGAAGGUCGCUGGCCACUCGAGCGGAGAGAUUGCAGCGGCAUACUGCGCUGGAGCGCUCACCCACCGUGAUGCCAUUGCUAUCGCUUACUUCAGAGGCAAGGCUUCAUCCGGUCUCGUCGGCCUCAAGGGUGGUAUGAUGGCUGUGGGCUGCUCUUAUGACCAGGCACGAUCGUUAUUGGCGCAGCACGGCGAGAGUCUCGGUGGUGUCGCAACGGUGGCCUGCGUCAACUCACCCAAUAGUGUUACCAUUUCUGGUGACUCGGCUGCUCUAGAAAAACUGCGAGCCAUCCUCGAAAAGGAGAGCAUGUUUGCUCGCAUGCUUCAGGUAGACGUCGCCUACCACUCUAGCCACAUGCAGGGUGCUGCCGCAGACUAUGCCGCUUCCAUCGCCGACAUUGAGCCAAAUAGCUCAGAGGAAGACGAGACCAAGCGUGUCACCAUGGUAUCUAGUGUCACUGGUAGUGAGGCUGCACCUGAGCUGCUAGGAGGCUACUACUGGGUGCGCAACCUGGUCUCGCCUGUCCUGUUCGAGCAAGCAAUCAAGGAGAUGGUCUCUCCAGCAGCAACUGAGGAGGCAGGCGGCAAGAUUCUGGACCUAUUGAUCGAACUUGGUCCUCACAGUGCUCUUGGUGGCCCUAUCGAACAGAUCUUGUCUCAUCACGGCAUCAGCGAUGUCGGCUACAAAUCUGUUCUCACCCGCCUCCAAAGCGCCGUCGACACGAGUUUGCAGCUUGCUUCCGAGCUUUUCGCCGAAGGUGUGUCUCUGGAGCUUCAAAAGGUCAAUGGCGAUUCUCAUUGUCAGCUUCUCACCAACCUACCACCCUACCCCUGGAACCAUUCAAAGGUCUUCCGCUGCGAUUCUCGGAUUGCGAAGGAACUCUUGGCACAGAAGUUUCCUACGCGAAGUCUUCUAGGAGCGCCGGUUCCAAUGAUGGACGAGACACAGAGAGUCUGGCGCAGCUUCCUGCGUCUUGAAGACGAGCCGUGGCUUCGUGGACACAUGGUCGGCAGCACCGUGCUUCUUCCUGGUGCCGGUAUGACAAGCAUCAUUCUUGAGGCCAGCCAACAGCUCGUCGCACCGGGAAAGACUGCCAGAGCUUUCCGCUUACGCGAUGUCUCUCUUUUUGCUGCCAUGGCACUCCCCGAAGGAGUUGCAACGGAACGGUGGGAGUUUACCAUGUCUUCAUGCGUCGGAGGUGAUCAACUGAGGGAUAACUGCCGUGGACUGAUGACGAUCGACUACCACGAAGACACAACGCCGCAGAUGGCAGAGGAAGAUACGAUCAUUGCAGCCUCCAGAGUCGCGGACUACCACCGCGUUCACAAGGAGUCAAGUCUCGGGUAUGCCAAGGAGAACUUCUACAACCAUAUGAACAGCGCUUCUUGGAAAUACGGAGAGGCUUUCCAGGGUAUCGAGGGCUGUCAUGUCGGCGACGGCCAGAGCACCUUCAACAUCAGAGUGACGGAUAUCGGAGAGACAUAUAGCAAGGGGCAGAUUGAGCGACCGUUCCUUAUUCAUGCUGGUACCUUGGAUGCAGUCUUCCAGAGCUGGCUUAGCAGUACGUGGAUCGGUGACAAGGACGGAGGCUUCGACUUUACCAGACCUUUCGUUCCUGUUCACUUUACUGAACUCGAAAUCGCGGCCGAUAUCCCCGGCGACGUGGGCUAUAUCAUGCCUGGACUCUGCCUCUCUGAGCGUUAUGGCUUCACGGACUUGUCUGCGGACAUGUUCAUGUUCGAUAAGGAUGUUUCCAAGCCUUACCUCGUCGUGAAAGACUUCCGAGUUGCCGAACUCAACAUGGACGACGGCGGAGGUCGCGAGGAUAAUGAGGUUGACCCAACCGACAUCACCUCAGAAGUUCGCUGGAAUUAUGCCUUGGAUGUUAUGGAGCCACAGGAAAUCAGCCGGGUGGUCUCUGCUAUCAAGCCCAGGGAUAGAAUGGCUGAGGUCAUUCGGAUGGCACUUCACUUGAAUCCAGCAGCAACGCUCCUACAGCUCGUCCCAGACCACGAUGCCGUGCGCAACUCAGUCAUCGCAGGCCUCCCUGAGGAUAUAGUGCGCCCGAGUCAAGUCCGCUACGCAGUCAUCAACGCAGCCAAGAGCCCGUUGACCGACAGGACUGCGGUGGUUGGUGAGCCAUUCGAACUUGGGGCCCUGGAUAGUCCCUUGCCGGAGAACAUCCCCAAAGCCGACCUCUUGAUCAUCUCCAGCGACGUGGAAAAGAUACACAAGCGCGACCAAUUCCUUGACCGCGUUCUCAGCCUCACCAACCCAGAGGCUACAGUUCUCAUUGCUGCUAAGCAGCAGCCCACCCCUGCUGGACUGGAAGCUAGAGGCUAUGACUUUGUCUUUGGAGUCGAGGGAGAUGAGCGCCUUGCGCUGUACUGGGGUGCCAGGAACGCGAGCACGAAGCCCGCGGUCAACGGCGCGUCUACCCGGCAGGCAGUCAUCAUGGAGCCGACGACAAUGUCCAAAGAGACCCGACAAUUCUCCAAGUCUCUGCAGGAGUUGCUUGUCGCUCAGAGCUACGCAGUGUCAACGAGGACUUUCGCCGAUGAGCCGAAAUCCGAUGUGGCCGAGACUGAAGUUCUCAUUUCCCUGCUGGAACUUGAGAAGCCGCUACUCGACAACUUGUCGGAGAAGGAGUACGAAGUUGUGAAGGCCUUGUCUUUGACGUACCAGCGCCUUCUCUGGAUCACCUGUGGCAACAACCCAUCAUUCGGCGUGAUUGAUGGUCUGUCUCGUUGCGUCGAGAGCGAGAUUGCGGGCACCAGGUUCCAGGUUCUCCAUCUUAGCCAAGAAACAGGUCUGCAACACGGACCGACACUGGCAUCCCGCAUCUUGAAUUCGGAAACCACAAAAGAUGACGAGUUCCAUGAGCGCGAUGGCGUCCUGCAGGUGACCCGCAUCUACAGGAGCUUAGAUGAGAAUAACUCUAUCAAACAUCACUUGCAUGAUUCGACCCGGAUUACACCUGUCGGUGCCGACGAAGACCUGAGGCUCUCGAUCGAGAGGCCUGGUCUGUUGGACACACUGCAAUUCAUCGAAGACGACCGGCUGAGUGCCCCUCUCGCAGACCACGAAGUCGAAAUCAAGGUGAAGGCCACGGGUAUCAACUUCCGAGAUAUCAUGGCCACGAUGGGACUCAUUCCCAUGUCUGUUUUGGGACAAGAAGGCAGCGGUGUCGUUGUCAAGACUGGCAGUCAGGCAAGUCGCUUCAAGCCCGGUGACCGUGUGAGCUUCUUGGGCGUUGGUACACAUGCUACCAAGAUUCGGGUUGACCAUCGCAUUAUUGCUCAUAUUCCCGACACCAUGUCGUUCGAGGAGGCCGCCGCCUUGCCCGUCGUCCACACCACCGCCUACCAUGCACUCGUCAAUCUUGCAAAGUUGACCAAGGGCAAGUCAGUUCUGAUCCAUGCUGCUGCUGGUGGUGUCGGCCAAGCGGCUGUCCAAAUUGCCCUUCACCUGGGUCUGAUCGUCUAUGUCACUGUUGGUUCCGAAGACAAGCGAAAGCUGUUGGUUAACACGUAUGGCAUCCCUGAGAAGCACAUUUUCAAUUCUCGCGACGCCAGCUUUGCAAAGAGCGUGAUGCGUGUUACGAAUGGUCGCGGAGUCGACUGCGUCCUCAACUCACUGUCCGGAGAGCUUCUUCGGACAUCGUGGGAGUGCCUGGCCACCUUUGGCACUUUUGUCGAGAUUGGUCUGCGCGAUAUCCUCGACAAUACCCGACUCGACAUGAGACCGUUUGGAAAGAGCACGACUUUCACGUUCUUCAACCAAUUCACGCUCUACGAAGAGGACCCGGCUGCGCUAGGCCAGAUCCUCGACGAGGCCUUCAAAUUGGUCCACAAGGGCACACUCCGUGCUCCGAGCCCCUUGACGGUGCAUUCCAUGGGCCAAGUGGGAGAUGCAUUCCGCACCAUCCAGCAAGGAAAGCACCGCGGCAAGAUGGUCAUGUCGUUUACGGAUAACGCAGACGCUCCAGUCUUGCGCAAUGCCAAGAACUCUCUUAAGCUGAAUCCUGAUGUCACGUACCUCCUUGUUGGUGGUCUCGGUGGUCUGGGACGCAGUCUGGCGCGGCAGUUUAUCGCUUGUGGCGCUCGAAACAUUGCCUUCCUCUCGAGAUCUGGAGACAGCUCCCCGGAUGCAAAGGCUUUGAUCAAAGAGCUGUCUGGCAUGGGCGCGAACGUCAAGGCCUAUCGCGGUGAUGUGUCAGACCCUGCUUCGUUCCGGUCCGCUCUGGAUCAAUGCGAUCGAGAGCUUCCGCCUGUCAAGGGCGUAGUCCAGAUGGCCAUGGCUCUUCGCGACAUCGUCUUUGAGAAGAUGUCAUACGACUGGUGGAAGACUGGGCUCAGGCCCAAGGUGCAAGGCACAUGGAACCUUCACGAGUACUUCGACCGUGACCGCCCUCUGGAGUUCUUCAUCAUCUGCUCGUCCAUCUCGGGUAUGUAUGGCUACCCUAGUCAGGCACAAUAUUCCGCUGGCAACACAUACCAGGACACGCUAGCGCACUACCGUCGGUCACAGGGGCUCAAGGCCGUGUCGGUCAACCUAGGUAUUAUGCGUGACGUUGGCGUGCUCGCAGAACAAGGAGCGGCAGGCAACUUUUUGUUGUGGGAAGAGACUCUGGGCAUCCGAGAGCCGGCAUUCCAUGCACUCUUCAGGGGCCUCAUCAAUCGGCAGAAGAGCGAGGACCCAGCUUCAUGGCCGCCAGCUCAGGUGACAACAGGACUGGGCACCGCAGACAUUAUGGCAGCACACGGUCUCGAUCAGCCGGGAUACUUCAGCAUUCCACGUUUCGGACCUCUGGCUGUGACGAGCUCAGCGACCAGCGCUUCGGGUGCUGGAAAGUCGGAUACUGUCUCACUUUCUGCGCGCUUAUCUGAGGCCGCUAACAAGCAGCAGGCGUUGGAUAUUAUCACUGAGGCGCUGGUGAAGAAGGUGGCCGACAUCUUGCAGAUGCCUGUGUCUGAAGUUGAUCCAGGUCGACCUAUGUACCGCUACGGUGUUGAUUCUUUGGUUGCGCUCGAGGUUAGGAACUGGAUUACGAGGGAGAUGAAGGCAACUGUGGCUCUUUUGGAGGUUUUAGCUGCGGUCCCUAUGGAGGUCUUUGCUGCUAGGAUCGCCGACAAGAGUAAGUUGGUGGCGUUUGAGUGAUUACUUCAUGUUAGGACUUGAGGGCGGCGUUCAAAGGAUUGGAUGAUGGGGGCUUUAAAAGCUUUUCUUUUUAGAUCAAAUACUUGGAGUUAGGAUUGUUUCCUAUAG
Colletotrichum godetiae is the source of this 7176-nucleotide messenger RNA. Its product is annotated as reducing polyketide synthase. Gene Ontology annotation, molecular function: phosphopantetheine binding; fatty acid synthase activity; oxidoreductase activity. Bases 1 to 7068 code for a protein of 2355 amino acids. Lineage: Eukaryota; Fungi; Ascomycota; Sordariomycetes; Glomerellales; Glomerellaceae. Gene Ontology annotation, biological process: secondary metabolite biosynthetic process; fatty acid biosynthetic process. The record is from RefSeq and is a predicted model, not a curated record. The transcript has 6 exons.